Messenger RNA from Zophobas morio, 792 nucleotides. Its product is annotated as odorant receptor Or2-like. NCBI's taxonomy places the organism in Eukaryota, Metazoa, Arthropoda, Insecta, Coleoptera, Tenebrionidae. The coding region runs from base 1 to 792 and encodes 263 amino acids. Gene Ontology annotation, biological process: sensory perception of smell; detection of chemical stimulus involved in sensory perception of smell. Gene Ontology annotation, molecular function: olfactory receptor activity; odorant binding. The record is from RefSeq and is a predicted model, not a curated record. Gene Ontology annotation, cellular component: plasma membrane. The transcript is spliced from 4 exons.
AUGGACAUUCAAGCUUUGGCUGCAACUAUCUUCGUUGCUGAGCACAUUGUUGCAGUUUUGAAAAUAUCGGGCUUAUUGCAGAAUCUGAAAAAAAUUAAGAACCUUAUGAAACAACUUAACAGGGAAACUUUUCAGCCCAAAAGCUCAACUCAGCUGAGAAUGGUCGAACAAUAUUUACAAAUGUGGAAGAUGUUCUAUUUGAUUUAUCAGUGUGGUGUUUUGGCGUUGGGAAUUUUCUGGUUAACUAAACCAAUUUUGGACAAGUCUUAUAAGAGCUAUGAGUUGCCGUUUUUUGCUUGGUAUCCGGUGGAUGUUAAGACGUCCCCUUUUUACCAGAUUGUUUAUUUGUAUCAGUGUGUUGCGUUGUUUUAUAUUGCUCUGGCACAUAUGCAACUUGAUUUGUUGUCUACUGGUUUGAUGGUGUAUAUAGGAAUUCAGUGUGAUAUUUUGUGCGAUAGUUUAACACAUGUUACGUGUUUAUCUGAAUUAAUGGAGUGUAUUAAGCAUCACAAGAAAAUUCUGAGAUUUUCGACAGAUUUUAACGCUUUCUUGGGAAACAUAAUUGUGGCACAGUUUGCCACAAGCGUGGCGACUAUAGCUUUGGGUUUGUUUAAGUUGAGUCUAGCUGUCCCCGGAAGUGCUGAAUUUUAUACUCUAGUCUCAUUUGCUUUGACGACGACUUUAGAAUUAUUUUUAUAUUGUUGGGUUGGAAACGAAGUGGAAAUUAAGAUAAUGCGAAGUUCGUGGUCCUAUUUUGCCGUUUUGAGGCAAAUGAAUUCUCCUCAAGCUUAA